AUGACGGAGCAAGUGGACGCACUGCACGGGGCCCUGGAUGAGAGCAGAAGGCACAGCCAGGGCCUGGCCCAGAGGGGGACGCGGCUGGAGGCGCAGGUCGCCUGCCUGGGGCGCAGAUGCCAGGAGGCAGAGGGCACGAUGGAGCCCGCGCAGACGGAGCAGGAGACGCUGAGGAAAGAAGGGGACACGGCAAGGCGGGGGGCCCGGAAGGAGCAAGUGCCCCAGCCCGUGGGCAGCCUGCACCAGGAAGGGGACAGGGCGCCGAGGCACCACCAGCGGCGGCAGGUGGCCAGUCUGAAGAAGCAGCCGGACCAGGAAGCGCCUCGGCAUCAACAGGCCCGCCUCGGCCAGGCCUUGCGGGCCAAGAAGUGAGCCCUGCUUGCCAAAGCCCCCAGGGUGGCCCGACAGCCACAUGCCGACCCGACAGCGCAUCAGAGCCGCCAUGGGGAAAACGGACGUCUCACGCUGCUCAGAGGACCGUGGUGCCACGGCCCAGAGCCCACCACUCCUCCCCCGGGGUCCCAUACCAGCAGGCGCCCCGCGAUUCCACAGAGCACCGAGCUCCCCCCGGCCCUUGGGACCUCCACCUCUGCGCACCCUGGACCGGCCUCCAGGACACUCCUCGCAGGCGCCGCCCUGCCCCUGGCCCGCACCCGGCCUGGCACUCUGUCUCCACUUGGGACGCACUGAUCUGGCCAGACCCUGGUCACCAGGCCCCAUCAGGCCGGCUCCCGCGGCCACAGGCUGCGUUCCAUGCCUUCAGCUCUAUAAACAUGGGGAAACACGUGGAAAAUAUUUCCACCAACUAGAGCCAAAAACAUAAUGUCCUGUGAGGCCCAGCCACCACUUCCCUACGUCCAGAGGCCGCGGAACCUUCUGUAUCCAGGAAGUGCAGGUCCGUCACAGUGGCAGGUGGCUGGAAAUGACUCAGAACCAAGUCCCUGUGACUCGCCGGCCACGGGAAGCACUGGCCGUGAGAGCUGAAGCUGUUACAGAAUCCCCCACUUUUCCAGCCUAUAAACUCUGGGAAAAUUCCUGGGGGAACCGGCCCCAGUUGGUAGGGAGACCGAGGUGGCCAUCUCAGGCCUCUGUGGGGUUCACCUGUCAGCAUUUUUACUCAUUUCCCCCAUGAACGUCGGCCAGAGUGAUUUGUUUUCCUCCCCAAAUGGCCUCCCCUGUUUUGCAAGCGGCACGUUUACGAUACGCAGGGCACCGGCCAGCCCGGUAAAUUCCUGCGUGCACAGGUGCUGGCUGCCCUCCAGGACUCCUGGGGGCGGGCAGGGCCGAGAGCACACAGCCCACCUCACUGCUGUCCCUGCACCUUGCUGCCCGAAUGCGCGAUCGCCGUAUGUCUGUUUCAAGAUCGAUCCAGGGCUUAAAAUAGGCUAUCCUGUCAAGACCUUGCUUUCCGCUUGAAUUUAGCAAUGUAUUCCCACAGGCGGUCAUGUGUACGAAAGCAGCGGCUAGAAGGAUGGGAGCAGACAGGUUUCAUUCCGCCCUCAACUCAGCCUGCUCACCGGUGGCUGUGUGGCUCUGAAGCCCAGCCCAGGCUCGGAGGGAAGCGCCGGGUGACCCAUUGGCAGUGGCUGCCUUGGGCCCAGGAGGCCGUACUGGUGCUACCUGCGGCCCGAUCCGUGCCACCGGUGGAGGCUAGCGGGCAGGUGCACCCCUACUUCAGAAGCGUGCUCUGCAGAAUGGGAGAGGCUGGGGCCCUGACAGGGGACGCGUGGCCCUCGGGGCCUGGCUUUUAGUAGACAGACGCCCCCCAGCAGAAGGACCCCAGGGCCGGGCCGGGCGGGGGUGUGAGGAGGAAGGAACAAGCAGCUGGAGACGGGAGUCUGUGCGUGUCUGCGGCACCCGCUGGCGUCGUAGGUGCUCCCAGCACAGAAGAAGCAAGUGCACGCUCACGGGUGAAAGAGGAAAAUGUAUCUCAGGUGCGGAAGGGGUCGGGUGACUUCUCAUUAGUAACAUGAAAGCCCCCAUGUUUUGACCAACAUCCUGGUGAUUUGGUGUUUUCCUUGCCCCCGGUUGCACAUGCGGGACUUUCACAGCACCUGUGAGACCUCUCGAUUUUUGUAUGUUAAUAGUUCAAUCCACGUAGGAGAUGCUAGUUUUUACUUACUCAACAGAAAGUCAUACACUUAGGAAAAAGAGGAUUUUUCUAGUGGAAAUAAAUUGGUGUUUCCUUGAGCAUCUCCAGCACAAGGGCCUGUGCGUCUGACAACUACCCCGGAACCUGGAGGAGCCUGGCUCUGUCCUCCCAACAGCGCCCUGGGACACCUGUUGACAGGGGACUUCACGGGGGCUUCCGUGACCGGGCUUCCACGAGGUCUUGCUUCUGGACCAAGGCCACAAGGCAGUCCGCAAGAGGUCAGAGUCAAACCCAGAGGCCAGCGAGGCUGCAGGCACAGCGUCCUGCCGACUGGAGGGCAGAGACGGACUGGGGGUGCUGAGCAGGGUGGGUCCCAGUGCCCAGGGUGCUGGAACCCUGCCGGGCAUCCACCUGUCCUCACACGCACCACCAGCCCCACACUCCCGGAGGUGAGGUCAAGGCAGGAGGGCCUGGGGUGGGGCCAGGCCGAGAGGACAGGCUGUACUGCUGCCCAUGCCCUCCCUGUGGCCCGAGGGGAAAGGCUCACGGCUUCUUCCUUGACCACCCCGCACGGAGGCCUCCAGCCUCUAAGAGGCCCGGCAGCCCCCACAUCAGUUUGGGACUCAUCAGCCUUGGAGGAAUCCUAGCUCCGCCCCUUCCAGCUGUGUGGUUCUGGACAGGCUCUCUAGCCUCAGUUUCCUUAUCUGUGAAAUGGGCGAGCCCACCCCCGAGGGGCACGGUGAGCCCUCUAUGAGGUAUCGCCCACACUGACACCAGGCCCAUCAUGAAACCUCAGCGACAGGGGUGGGGGCAUCAUCAUCACCCUGUAGCCACUGCGGGUGGGAUGUACGAAGGAGGAGAGCAGGGAUGCCACAGAGAAAGGGCCCCCCGGGAGCCCAGGGAAGGCCGUGAUUCCCACCAGACAGACGAGGCGGCGGAGGGAGAAAGAACACCCUGAGGACACAGGCCCCAGCCCCCCGCAGCACCCCAGCUCUCGAGGGAGGCAGGGGCUUCACCUGGGCCACAGCUGGAGCAGGAAAUGGGCCAGCUGGAACCAGGGUCACUGAUAUUCCGGCUUCCAAAACAUUAAUUUGUUCAAAUAACUGCAAAGAAAACCUGUGACGACGAA
Messenger RNA from Neofelis nebulosa (Clouded leopard), 3221 nucleotides. RefSeq names its product ciliary rootlet coiled-coil protein 2-like. Lineage: Eukaryota; Metazoa; Chordata; Mammalia; Carnivora; Felidae. Bases 1 to 372 code for a protein of 123 amino acids. The record is from RefSeq and is a predicted model, not a curated record. The transcript is spliced from 4 exons.